This is a messenger RNA of Diceros bicornis minor, 1390 nucleotides long. It is a transcript of the gene LACTB2, whose product is annotated as lactamase beta 2. Gene Ontology annotation, molecular function: RNA endonuclease activity; single-stranded RNA binding. Lineage: Eukaryota; Metazoa; Chordata; Mammalia; Perissodactyla; Rhinocerotidae. The record is from RefSeq and is a predicted model, not a curated record. The transcript has 7 exons. Gene Ontology annotation, cellular component: mitochondrial matrix. The coding region runs from base 41 to 907 and encodes 288 amino acids.
GCUUGGGUACGGUAGUGGCCGGCGAGCGGCUGAGGCGGAGAUGACUGCCAUCCUGCAGCGCAUCGAACCGCUGUCAAGUCGGGUGGUGCGCGUCCUGGGCUGUAACCCGGGUCCCAUGACCCUGCAGGGCACCAACACCUACUUGGUGGGGACCGGCCCCAGGAGAAUCCUCAUUGACACUGGAGAACCAGCAGUUCCAGAAUAUAUCAGCUGUUUAAAGCAGGCUCUGACUGAGUUUAACACAGCAAUCCAGGAAAUCAUAGUGACUCAUUGGCACCGUGAUCAUACUGGAGGCAUAAGAGAUAUUUGUAAAAGCAUCAGUAAUGAUACUGUAUAUUGCAUUAAAAAACUCCCACGGAAUCCUCACAGAGAAGAAAUUAUAGGAGAUGGAGAGCAACAAUAUGUUUAUCUGAAAGAUGGAGAUAUGAUUAAGACUGAGGGUGCCACUCUAAGAGUUAUAUACACACCUGGCCACACUGAUGAUCAUAUGGCUCUACUUUUAGAAGAGGAAAAUGCUCUCUUUUCUGGAGAUUGCAUUCUAGGGGAAGGAACAACUGUAUUUGAAGACCUCUAUGAUUAUAUGAACUCCCUAAAAGAGUUAUUGAAAAUCAAAGCUGAUAUCAUAUAUCCAGGACAUGGCCCAGUAAUCCAUAAUGCUGAAGCUAAAAUUCUGCAAUACAUUUCUCACAGAAAUAUGCGAGAACAGCAAAUUCUUACAACAUUUAGUGAGAACUUUGAAAAAUCAUUUACAGUGGCGGAGCUUGUAAAAAAUAUUUACAAGAAUACUCCUGAGUAUUUAUAUAAAAUGGCUGAACGUAAUCUCUUGCUGCAUUUGAAAAAAUUAGAAAAAGAAGGAAAAAUAUCUAGCAACACGGAUCCUGACAAGAAAUGGAAAGCUAAUCUUUAGUGUUAGAUUAAUGCAAGCUUUUGUUGUUUUGUUUUUAGAGAAUGGUAUGUUUUCUUAAUUAUUUACAGAGAACAUAGAGUGUAAAGCAUUGAAAAUAAUCCUAGAUAUACUUUAAAAUAAUGUCAUAAUUAUUCUAAAAUAUAUAAAUUACAUUUCACAUCUAAAAUAUAGCUUAUUUAUUUAACCUGGUCUUACCACAUUUUACCAAAAAUUCAGAAUCCAACAUUGUAUCCACUUUCAAUAGAUUAAGUAAAAUGGUUACUUUAAAAAUGAUAAGAUUUAUGUAAUUUAAACUAGAUGUUAUUCUUGGAGAUCAGUUAUCUAUUACCAGUGGCCAGUAAUACUGUUUUCUCUAGCUGUUUCACUUCACAGCACAGGUUUCUAUGUAAUCCUUCCUUUUCUACAACCCUUUCUAUAUAUGUAGAUAACAGCUUUGGUUUCAUGUUUCUAUCAAUUAUGUCAUGAUUAUGUAUUAGCUCUAAA